GAGGAUCAGAGCACCACACAUCAAAGUUCAGUAAAAGUGGCACCCCAACCAGGGGCGGACUGACAACUCAUGGGGCCCCCGGGCAAUAGAGGAUCAUGGGGCCCCCUGUGUCCUUGCUCAAACUCAAAAAAGCCUAUGAAAAAGGUACCAGGGGCAUCUCAUGGGGCCCCCUACUGGCCCUGGGCCCUCGGGCAGUGCCUGAGUUUCCAAAUGGUCAGUCCACCCCUGACCCCAACAAACAAAGGUAAUGCACCUGUGUUGUAGUGCGGUGCAUUGC
This is a messenger RNA of Staurois parvus, 277 nucleotides long. The record is from the annotation of a GenBank genome assembly. Lineage: Eukaryota; Metazoa; Chordata; Amphibia; Anura; Ranidae.